GUCAAUUACUCUGUGCCAGUUCCCGUCGUUGCUCCUCUGCUGGUGCUGGAUGACUCUGUUUUGCCCGAGGGACAUCCUGAUCUUGCCGUUGGCCACGUAGAGCGCCAGCAGGGGGACGGCUCCUCUGCCGGCCACGUGGAGGAUCAGCCCUCUGGAGGACCUGGUCUUGAUGUCCAGAGAGAAGUGAGGCCUGAGACACGAGAGGAGGACAACGAGGAAGUCCCUGGGUCUGUUAUUAUGAAUAAAUGAAUAGAUGUGCAUCGACAUGAAAUGGAGUGCAUCUCUGCAACUACAAGGUCUGUUUAGUAAUAGUACUCUCAUAAUGGUGCUCAAACUUGUGAGGUCUCUUUAAAGGUGGACGUGUUCAGUGGAGGUUGAGUCUAGUGAGGAUGGAAUGUAUUUAUUUUCCACCUCGAAAAAACUACUUUACAUUUUUCGAAUGAAUAGAGGACAAAACAUCUCAGGUAUGACUGAAAAGGGAGGUCAUUACCAGUGUGAGUUGCUGUAAUGUUGGGGCGGGGGGGUAAUCGACUUCCCACUUGAAUUUUAAUCUUGUAUUGAAGGACAGUCCCUUUGUUCAGAGUAUUUCUGAACAGCCAUUUUACAUAAUUUCCACAUCUUCAGGAAUAAAGCGCUUUUUCUUUCUUUCUCCUUCAACGUUGAUAAAGGAUUACCUGUAAUUGAGUUCCUGUUGUGGCACGGUGUAAGAGAGCCAGCUGUUCUCCUCGGAGAGCUGGUAUUCGUCCAGCUGCGCUCGCCGCCGUGGACACCGGCUUCCUGCCGGAGUCUGAAUCUGACGGACAGCAGAACAAAUGACCUUCAAUCCCUGUGUAAUUGGGGGAAUCGCCUGUGGAGAUAAUGGCUUUUUUGCACUCACGGGUCGGUUUUCGGGGGUCCUUUUCAACACCGGUGCUGGCAGAGGCUCGGUGCCAGGUGGCGGACCGAUAACGCAUCGUCCAAGGACGACGUCUCCUGAAAACGAGCUGAGGUCCGCAGGUAUGAAGCCCCGUUCAGACCUACAUACAAGUGAAGUCGUGUUAUUAUCGGAGGAAGAGGACACGUAUCAUAGGAGUUAGAGCAGUCGUGGGUUCUUUAAAGACGAUGUUUCCGAACCUCCUGGCGUAAAGGUUCGCGAUGCAGACUUUGAAUUUCCCCUGUUGCACAUUUUUAUCCAGCGGUCCGAUGUGAGGCGAUGGUCCCGGGGUCACUUUCACGUUAUCGACGCUGAGCUCCAAUCUGGGUCGAGCAAAUCCAGACAGGAUUCAGUAAAGCUUUUUUAAUUUUAUUUUUAGAUAACGUUUUUUUUUAAAUAGGACGUCUCUCACCCUGUUGGCCCCUGUACUGCAGACACGUGGUGCCAGCGUCCAUCGCUGUACCUUUUCUCCGACCUCAAGGUGUAAUUAUCACUCUUGAAGACGACGUGGCCAUCAGCCAGGGACAGCUGGGCGGACGCGGAGCCCUGCAGGAGAUCAGAGAAUCCAGCGUCUCUACUUCACUCCUCAUUCUAUAUAUGGACACUCCCUGUUUCCUUUAAAGACGGAUUUGCAGGGUUUUUACCUGAGAGCUGCUCCUGAGAAGAGCGCCAUGGCGGUCUGAGCUCCUGAAGCCCAGAGAGACUCUAAUUGGCUGCUCGCUCCCGGCAUCAACCGACAGAGGUGAGGACAACGUGGCCGAGCGAACGCCCUGAGGGGCGAGGGAGAGGGGGGAGAUAUAUUCUCAGAGUUCAGUCCUAUGAAUCCGUCUGUUUUUUGUUUUUUCUCCCUUACCAGCCGCGACACCGGACACCCGACGCCGAUCGUCCGCUCAAACUCGACGAGCUCAGCGUCGGCCGUCAAGUCGGUCCACGCAUCCCCUCAGCGGCGGGGCGGCGAUGUCGUGUCUGGGAGUCAAAGAUGAGAACGUUUUCUUUUAGAGAAAGUCGUUCACGAAAAGAAGAAAAAAAGGCCUCGCGCCGCUUUUCGGUCUGGUUUUUUGUUACCGCUCUCGGAGCUGCGCCGGGAGGCCCCCGAUGUAAAAGCUGGCGUAGGUCGCGGGGUCGUGACCCGUGGAGAUCCGGCGCGGUCCGUAGUGCACGAUGACCCGGUCUGCGAUGGCGAUCGCAAAGUGUUUGUCCUGAGAGGGGGGGAGGGGGUCGAGUCGUUAGAGUUUAAAGAUCGUGAACUCAAACUUGCGAGUAGAAAGUAUUUUUUCCGAUCGUCUUACAAACAGAGAAACUCUCUCGGCGCUCUGGACUCGGAGCUCUCGGCCCGCUUGCCGUCCUCGGAGCACCAGGAAGCCGCUCGCCACGAACACGCAGAAGAAAGACUCCUGGAGCAGAUGGAGCACAAGCAGUGAAGACGUUUUCUACCGCGGGGUUAACCUUCUAAAGUUGGGGUAACGUAAAGUUAACGUGACGUAAAGUUGAUGUAACGUAAAGUUACCGUUACGUAAAGUUGAUGUAACGUAAAGUUAACGUGACGUAACGUUAACGUGAAGUAAAGUUGAUGUAACGUAGAGUUGGCGUAAUGUAAAGUUGAUGUAACGUAGAGUUGGCGUAACGUAAAGUUGAUGGAACGUAGAGUUGGCGUAACGUAAAGUUGAUGUAACGUAAAGUGUCGUACUUCGUUCCCGAUGUAGAACAGCAAAGCGUCCGUCUCUCGGCUGUUUGUGUGAAACCUGAACAGCCGGCUCUUCCUCUCGUGCGGCUCCUUGGUGAGCGCCAUGCGGUACCCCGUUCCCUCGUAGUACCCGGACGCCUCCGCCCGGGGAACCCUAAACGGAGAAAGAGCUUUAAAGCUGUUUUCAUCUGUUUCUGGUUAACAAACCUCGGCUAACCAUGUCAAAGCUUUUCCCCGACCGCUCACUUCACAGUCGGCUGCGCCGCCUCCAUGCCGACCGCUCGCUUGAAGUCGAACAGGCAAACGGGAUCGUCGUUUACGGAGGAGAGUUUCAUUGCUCCUCUGUAGUUGGGGUAGUGCAGCUCCACCGGAGGCUACAGGCAUCACGAGGAGAUGAAAAUGUGAAGAGAUGAGUUCAUUGAACAUGUUUUCAUUGGCAGUGGACAACAAUAUUUUACACACAUCGUUAAGAUCUCCUCUGGUUGUAUAGAAGUAUAUGCUUCAUGUGUUAAAGCUGCAUUAUCUCUCCUGACCACCAGGGGGCGACUCCUCUGGUUGUAUAGAAGUCUAUGCUUCAUAUGUUAAAGCUGCAUUCUCUCUCCUGACCACCAGGGGGCGACUCCUCUGGUUGUAUAGAAGUAUAUGCUUCAUGUGUUUAAAGCUGCAUUCUCUCUCCUGACCACCAGGGGGAGACUCCUCUGGUUGUAUAGAAGUAUAUGCUUCAUGUGUUUAAAGCUGCAUUCUCUCCUGACCACCAGGGGGAGACUCCUCUGGUUGUAUAGAAGUAUAUGCUUCAUGUGUUUAAAGCUGCAUUCUCUCUCCUGACCAUCAGGGGACUCUUCUGGUUGUAUAGAAGUAUAUGCUUCAUGUGUUUAAAGCUGCAUUCUCUCUCCUGACCACCAGGGGGCGACUCCUCUGCUUGUACUCCCACUACGUUACCGUAAAGUCCUUAGGAUAUCCGCCCACGUAGAAGACGACGCUGUCCGGAUCCAGUUCGAGGGCGCCGCUCGUCGUGUUGGGAAGGUUGCGUUUCGGAGAGAGCCCGACCGGCGUCGGCGAGGUGAAGUUCCGAGUGACGUUGACCUCGGCAUCUUGGUAAACUCUGCAGGGAAACGCGGACACGCGUAAAUACUGCGUUCACCACAACGUGCCGGAGGAAGGAAGGCGGAGCGGGACAGAAAGGUCGUAGUACCUUCGGAAGACGACCCGGUCGAAGUCUGAGGAGUUCGGGUUGGAGGUCGUUCUUACGUGGCUGGUUUCCACCUCGUGGGAAACUCCCCCCAACUUGUAGACACAAACCAACACGUUGCUUCUGAUGGCCAUCCCAAUGAAGUCUCCGGAAGCCUAAAAAAUGAAAUAGCGUGACCACUAAAGUUUCAACGUUUUUUUUUGCAUCGCGAUACUUAAAAAGACGCCAUCUUUCUGUCAUGUGUUGCACUUGCGUCCUUGUUGCCCAGGUAGAAAACAAAGGAGCCGCCAUCUCUUCGUUUGUUGCGGCGGCGGCGGCGCGUUCGUCCGGAAUCGCCCUCCACGGGGUCGUCCUGGUGGCGAUUGAGGAGCAGGUCGACGGCCGUGAACGCUUUCACGUCUUCCAGGUUUCUCGGAGGUCGAAGCUCGACGUGCCCGUUCCCGUCGAAAGUGGUGGCAAGCGACAUCUGUAAGGACAAAUCAGGAGACGUUGAAAUUAUUAGUAAAUGAACCUUUUUACCUUCCAUAAUAGGUUUGGCCACUUGGGGGCAGUAGAAACAAGCUUUCAACCUAACGCUUUUGCUUUCAGUCCAAUAUUCUCUCUCUUUUUAGCAGUUUCUUGGUCUCAAAACCCUUUCCUCCACCAGUCAGUGACCUCGGCGUUUUCUUUCCACGACCUUUUAACUGAGUAUCCGAUGGCGUCCUCCAAGUCAGCGUCACGCCGACGCUAAAAUCCACAAGCUCUCAAAAAUCCUUGCUAAUCAACUUUUACUAUAUAAUAUGCCCCUAGUAAAUUAAAGAGUCUCCAUCCAGAACUAUCUGCAACCGCAUGUGGUGCCUUCAAUGAAUUACUCUUUUAUUAAAUUAUUCAAUUUGUGCCUACAAUUAAAUUAACCGUUUUUUAUGGAUUCUGGUUUAUUCACAUCCUCCUACACGGCGAGUGUUUUGCGGUUAUUGUACUUUUCACUCACAUCAAAUCAACUGUGUAAUAAUGUUGAAAAUAACGAUAAUAAUAAUUAAUAUUACAGCAGUCAAAAUAAAAAAUGUUAAACUGAUUUUAAAGUGAAAUUUAAUGCUGUGAAAUAAAAUUUCAAAUGAAAUGUGAUGGUUGCAAAAUUAUAUAAAAUGUAGAUUCAAAAAAUAUAAACAAACAUGUAUAACACCAAGCUUUAAAUCAAAGCUUAACAGGCAAUAGAUGACAAGUUAAUAAAGAAUACUUCACCCUUUUAACAAAGGUUCUUGUCUCCGCGAUCACGUCCUUGAUUCUCCUGAUGCUUUCUGUCAUGUUGCCACCAGGGGGCGCCUUCCCUCCGAGAGCCUCGACUCGUGUGAUUUUGCCUCUCAAGGUGGCGAGCGCAGCGCUCAAGUUCUUCACUGAACAGGAAAACAAACGAAAUGAUCACGUUCCAGCUGCGGUGGUGAGGGUGACGUUAUUAAAUACUCACGCGUCCGCUCCGUGUCGAUCAACAACGCCUCGUCUACAUUCCUGGCGGCGGCGGCCGAAGCUUUCCUCUCCACGUCCCGGCUGAUGUUGCUCCGCCUCUCUGCGACGUCGCUCGCCGUGGCGUCGGACGCCGCCGCCGCCGCCUCUAUCAGGACGCCCGUGUCAUCUGAAAUCAGAAAGGGCGCCGCCGUGAUCGAUGCAUAUCACGCGCGACGUGAAACACAUUUUUCUUUUUCCCGCCCAAGCGAUCGCACCGACCUCCGCCCGUCUUUUCGAGGUCGGCGACGACGGUCGAGAUGUCCGCUCGAAGGGUUUCUCCUUUCCCGCUCACGCGAUCUUCGGUGGCGUUCGCCGCGCGCGACAGAACUGCUUUUUUUUAAAGAAAUAAGACAUUUUUUACAUUUUAUUUGACGCGUUCUAAAUUAUUAUCGUGUGUCUGACGUGACGCAGGUUCACAAACCUUUGAGCUCCCUCUGAGUCUCGUGGGCUUCUGAGAGUAAAUCAGUGGAAUUAUCUUUGAGUCCUGCAGCCCUGUGGACCAGACCUCCCUCCUCUGCACCCUGGUGGAUGGAAAAAGAAUCAUAUAUAUAUACAUAUAUAUAUAUAUGAUAUAAUGUAGUGUAUUACAGGUGUUUUUAGGGGUACGUUGCUCACAGUUACCUCGAGGGCUUCCCGAGCCGCCUCUCUGGACCGAUUUGCCGCCGCCGCCGCCUUUUCCACGGCGUUCGUGAUUCUGCUAUCGGCUCCUUUACCCAGAAGGCCGAGCGGGCCUAUGCUGCCGGUCGCAUUAUGAAGCAUCCUGCAGUAACAUAUAGCACGAAUAUGGUAGCAUAUUCAUUUUGUGUGUAUUAGUCGACUCGUCGGCCAUUUUUGUUCCAAGUCGACCGAGAUUUAUUUCGUCGAUAACUCGGUUCGUUCUGCUUCUCUCACGUCUUCGGGGAACAUAACAUGUUAACCGUUGAUUUUGCACGGUGAUCAAACUGGAACAUUUAAAAAUAAAUGGCGCCUGAUCUCAACCGUCCUCCGCUCCACACUCACUGUUGACAUUCUGCCGCCGCUCCGCUGAGCUCCUCUUGCCGCUCCUCGGCGUCGGUGACGGUUUCCAUCUUUGCCGUCAUUUGUACAAUUUUGUUUCGCUUCUUGAUGAUUUCCUUCUCGGCUCCGUCGAGCUGAGCCGCGUGAAUCUCAAAUCCCUGAAAUGUAUAAUUAAAAUGACCAACUAUAUACUUACCGAUACACUUAAAUGUGUUUUCUUCAAAAUAAUAGUCUUUUUUAUUUUUUACCGAUGACGUCUACCAGCCAUUUAUAAUAAAUGUAUCACAAAGACAAAUAUGCGAUAAUAAAUCAGCGUUUUCUCGUUUCUUAAUGUUGUUUUUUGUUGGAAGAGGUUAUUAUAGCAGAGACUUAUGUUGCGCCUAUAAACCAUAUAAUAGUAUUAAAUUAAUAAUAAUUGAGACAACUUUAUUCCUAAAAAAAAAAAAAUUGGGCAUUUCUUUUUUUCUCUCUCUUUCCAUUCUAGCCUUCAAAAUAAAAGCCACAGACACAAACACUGGAAUACUGCUUCUUAUACGUGCGUAGAAUAUGACUCAAUAGGAUCACACAAAAGUAUUGUAUCACGGUUUGGAAGUGAUUUAGCCACCCACGUUUGUAUUUUGAUAUUCCUAUUAUCCUUUUUUUUUUUUUCAAGGAAUUGAUAACAAAUAGUUUGUUAGUAUCGGCCCCGCCCAUCCGAUAAAAAAAUGUCCGCUCACCUUUUUCAUCUUCUCGAGCCUCGUAAAGACGUCGGCGAUGUCCUUCAGCUGACCUCCGGUGGUUUCCGUCCGCAGCAGAAGAGAACUUCGCUCUCGCGCCAGUCGGGUUUGAAGAUGCUGGCGAGCGACGGCGGGAAAAAAAAAGGUGAUGCAAAAUAUCGGGGAGAGAAGUGAGGAGCGGUGCAGGACGACCUCCAGGCCGCGGUUCACCUCACCUGCAGGUGUCGGAGGCCCUUCAGGUUCUGGCCUCGCGUCCCGUCCACUGCGUCCCGUGCGUCCGACAGCAACUCGGCCGCCGCCGUCAGAGAGUCUGCCGUCCGAUGUAUUAUCGCCCGGUGGUCGUCCACGGGAUCUGCUGUGUGGUUCCUGAUGAUGUCCAACACUGAGGAGAACUCACAGACUUAGACAACUGGACCGUUGCAUUCAUGAUCAUUUUUUAGGGUUGUCUAUCAUAAUUGUUGGAUAUCAGUAAACAACCAGAGCUGCAUAGAAAUAAUACUUUUGACCUGCAGUUACAUAAAGAAAUGUAGCCUUUUGGAUCUUAAACCCUGCAUUCUCUCUCUUGACCACCAGGGGGCGACUCCUCUGGUUGUAUAGAAGUCUACGCUUCAUGUGUUAAAGCUGCAUUCUCUCUCCUGACCACCAGGGGGCUCCUCUGGUUGUAUAGAAGUCUAUGCUUCAUUCGAUAAAGCUGCAUUCUCUCUCCUGACCACCAGGGGGUGACUCCUCUGGUUGUAUAGAAGUCUAUGCUUCGUUUUUUAUAAAUCUCACAUGUGCGUGUGUCCUCCAGCUCUCCUUCCGCUCCGUCUCUCUGAGCGCCGCAGCCUCCUCUUCUCACUUCCUGCAGGCGGCGGCGAGCCUCCUCCAUCAUCUCGGCCUCGUCGGGGGGAGCGACCGGCUCUCCGGGCGGCGCCUCGGUUUGCCGCUCCAUCAAAUCUGACGGACCGCAAAUAACCAAAACACUGCCGUCAUCGAUACGUCUGUGGAUUUGACUCAUCCUUCAGUCUCCGUCGGCCGAGCGGCGAUGUCAUCAACGUCCGUACCUCGGAUCGGUGUGAGGAGAGCUUCGGCUUCAGAGACGAGAUCCUCGGCCUUCAGCGCCGUUCCAUCCGCGUUCUGCGAGAGCUUCCCCAGAUCUGAUUUAGUUUUAAGUGUCUGGAAAUAUGGCAGAUAAUGUUAUUACGCUCUGCACUAAUUAGUUCAUACAUCGCAGUAAGGUUAAGGUGUUUUAUGGCUGUGCAAACAAUCAUUCCCUCCAGGUACCUUGCCUCUGACGACCUCCACGUCGGCCUCCAGAUGUUCCACCUCUGGCUCCAGGAGUCUCAGAGCGGCAAUGAACCUCCCGACCAGAAACUGCAAAAAGAACGACGGAGGUGAAGAGGAACUCUGACGUCUGGAGAAACGUUGUUGUCGGCGCCCCCUGGCGGCCGGCCGCGGUGCAGCGCCGCGUGCAGGUGGAUGAGCUCAGCUGCCGGUCGGUUCCGUCCAAACUCCCGAACACAGCGCGGCUCUCUGCCGCGGAGGAGCAGCGGGGACAACCAUGAGUCACGCAUGAGGUCUGCAGAAUGUCGUUCAAGAAGGAAACGCCCCUGGCCAACGCCGUGUUCUGGGCCGCGCGCAGCGGGAACGCGGCUCUGCUGCAGCUGCUGCUCAACAGCGGGCGCGUGGACGCGGACUGCAGAGACAGUUGCGGAACGACGGCGCUGAUGGUGGCGUCCUACAGCGGCCACCACGCGUGCGCCAGAGACCUCAUCAUGCAGGGCGCCGACAUCAACUACCAGAGAGAGGCGGGUUCCACUGCCCUGUUCUUCGCCGCCCAGCAGGGUCACGACGACGUGGUGAAGCUGCUCUUUGAAUUCGGCGCCUCCACCGACUUCCAGACGAAGGACGGCGGCACGGCGCUCACCGCCGCCUCCCAGCACGGACGCUCCAAGGUGGUGGAGACGCUGUUGAAGAACGGAGCCAACGUCCACGACCAGCUGAACGACGGCGCCACCCCUCUGUUCCUCGCCGCUCAGGAGGGUCACGUGACCGUGAUUCGUCAGCUGUUGUCAUCCGGAGCGAAGGUCAACCAAUCGAGGGAGGAUGGCACCGCCGCCCUGUGGAUGGCGGCUCAGAUGGGCCACGGCGAGGCGGUGAGGGUGCUCCUCCUACGGGGAGCAGACCGGGACGCAGACAGACAGGACGGAUCAACGCCGUUAUUCAAAGCUGCUUUUAAGGGACACAACGGCGUCAUCGAGGAGCUUCUCAAGUUUUCUCCUUCAGUUGGAAUCCUCAAGAACGGCUCGACGGCUCUUCACGCCGCCGUGAUGGGCGGAAACCUGCAGACCGUCCUCCUGCUGCUCAGAGCCAACGCCGACCCCUCGGUACCCAACCAGAAUAACGAACUCCCUGCAGAUCUCACAAAGAGCGAUCGCAUCCUGAAGGCGUUGCGUCCAAAAGUCAUGAACGGAGAGAGCUGAUGACCAACCAGAGGCCUUCGUGGCUGCCUCUUCCACUUUGAUGAUGAUGAUGAUGAUGAUGAAGGGAAGGGGGGGGCAACAAUACAGUGUCAAUCUAUGUACUAUUUAAGGUGCUUGCUUUUGAUUGCGACUGAAUACGUUGAAUAAACCUGCACUGAACCCGGAGCAACGGACAUGUACAACCAAAAUGCAUUUGUCCUCCACGUGCAUCAUCUACUUUACUCUGUUCGACAGUAUAUGCAUUUAUUUUUAUUUACUCCCGCUGUUGUAAGAUUUCUAAAUAUUUUGCAUACUUUUUAUUUGCCUUUUAAAAUUAUUAUUACUAUUAGACGUAAUAAAGUUUAAAUGUGAUAUUCAA
Pseudoliparis swirei is the source of this 9800-nucleotide messenger RNA. RefSeq names its product ankyrin repeat domain 29 (gene ankrd29). The transcript is spliced from 11 exons. NCBI's taxonomy places the organism in Eukaryota, Metazoa, Chordata, Actinopteri, Perciformes, Liparidae. Gene Ontology annotation, molecular function: protein binding. Bases 8546 to 9442 code for a protein of 298 amino acids. The record is from RefSeq and is a predicted model, not a curated record.